Messenger RNA from Aspergillus thermomutatus, 879 nucleotides. Its product is annotated as SDR family NAD(P)-dependent oxidoreductase. Bases 1 to 879 code for a protein of 292 amino acids. Lineage: Eukaryota; Fungi; Ascomycota; Eurotiomycetes; Eurotiales; Aspergillaceae. Gene Ontology annotation, molecular function: oxidoreductase activity, acting on the CH-OH group of donors, NAD or NADP as acceptor. The transcript is spliced from 4 exons. The record is from RefSeq and is a predicted model, not a curated record.
AUGGCCGCCCGCCUCGCCCAGGUCAACGCCCACCUCAACUACCCAGCCGGCCUCCUCGCAGGCAAAGUCGCCAUCAUCACCGGCUCAGGCCAGGGCAUCGGCGCCGAAGCAGCCCGGCUGUUCGCCAACGAAGGCGCAAAGGUCAUCGUCGCUGACAUCGACGCUCAAAAAGCCACCGCCGUCGCCCAAUCCAUCAACGAUGCGGGCGCCGGGCGCGCGCUCGCCGUCGUCGGCGAUAUCCUGGACGACGCCUAUAUCACGGACCUCGUCUCCAAGGCGGCCGGGUUCGGGAACGGGAAGAUCCAUAUCAUCGUGAACAAUGCGGGGUUUACCUGGGACGGGGUGAUCCACAAGAUCACCGAUAAACAAUGGGACACGAUGCUAGCGGUGCACAACACCGCGCCGUUCAAGCUGAUUCGGGCCGCGGCGCCGUAUUUCCGGGUUAGGGAUGGGGAGGACCGUGUGAUUAUCAAUAUUAGCUCUACGAGUGGGAUCCAUGGGAAUGCGGGGCAAGCAAACUACGCGCUCGCCAAAGCCGGGCUGGUCGGGCUGACCAAGACCAUUGCUAAGGAAUGGGGCCCGGCGUAUGGGGUGCGCGCCAACACGAUCGCGUUUGGCUUUGUGACGACCCGGUUGACGGCUGCGAAGGAGGACGGCGCGUUCAUCACCACCCCGGACGGGACCAAGGUUGCGCUGGGGAUCCCCGGGAAGCAGCUGGCUGGUCGUAAGGGGGGCGAGAAGCAGGCGUAUCCGGAUAUUCCUCUGGGACGGCCGGCGAGUCCCGAGGAGGCGGCGAGGUCGAUUCUGGGGGUGUGCAGUCCUUACUUUUCGUAUGUGAGUGGGGAGACCAUUCGGGUGACUGGAGGUCGCAAUACGUAA